Solenopsis invicta (red fire ant) is the source of this 2701-nucleotide messenger RNA. RefSeq lists its product as uncharacterized. The transcript is spliced from 3 exons. Lineage: Eukaryota; Metazoa; Arthropoda; Insecta; Hymenoptera; Formicidae. The coding region runs from base 721 to 1680 and encodes 319 amino acids. The record is from RefSeq and is a predicted model, not a curated record. Gene Ontology annotation, molecular function: sequence-specific DNA binding.
AAAGUAUUGAAAUUUUUACAUAUUUUUUAUGUCCAAGUUAAUUUAAUUGUAGAAAAGCAUUUCUGAAUUUCUUGAUUUUUUAAAUACAUUUUACGAAAAAAAAAAAUUUAUUCCGAGAAAUCGAAUCUGGAACCUUCAUCACAGUAGUCAAGAAUCACGACCGUUCAACCAAAGGUCAAUUUGCAAUUCUUCUUCCGUAACGGCACUAUAGCUGCUAAAAGUAUUUGAUCUUUUUCUCGAAAAUGCUUGAACAACGGAUUCUAUCGCAGUAAAUGUAUGAAUAAAUAUUACAAUCAAAUCAAAUUCAUAAAAUCACUGACUAAACCCGAAAUCCUCUCGUUAAUGCAAUACUGAAAAAUUUUCGACGCAUGGUCGAUCGACAUCGGACAUUAUGUAUCUACUAUAACGAGAAAAAAGCAUACAGCUCGACAUGUUAGAGGAUACUUGGAGAGAGAAAGGGAACGCUUGAGAGAGAAGAAAAUAGAAGAACCUUCUCCGACUCAACCGCGCCGCAGCGUCCAGCAGCCAAGGCGACGAGUGGAGAACUAGAGUCCUAUAUAAUCAGAGAAGCGACAUUGAGGGCACGCUUGCUGAUUGGCUGACCGCGGCACCAAUCAAAACCGAGGCUAUCGGGCCCGCAGCUGAUUCCGUGUGCACCUUUUAUAAACUUAUUACAUUCGUCGUCUUUACAGAAAUCAAGAGUUUGAAUAAUGAAUAAAGAUGGUAAAAGUGUGUGAGGUAUUUGGGUGUACAACAAUCGAAAAAGAAAGACUAUCUAUGCAUAAAUUUCCUAAGAAUGUGGAACAUCGAAAUGCGUGGGUAGCUUGGAUUAACCGUUCCGGGUGGAGUCUGAAAUGUAAUAGCAGAGUUUGUGAAAUAUUUUAUAAGAUUCAUAAAAUAUUGAAACAUGCCUUCAGAUGUGUGAAUGUUUAUCACGUAUUGUCUAUUUUGUUGCAGUUGCACUUUGUUCCUGAGGACUAUGUGGAGCACACAAGAGGAAAUGGAAUUCAUCGAAGGCUGAAAACAUCUGCUAUUCCCUCAUUGCAAAUAGAGGAAAUUCAAGACAGUGAAAAUCAUUGUAAUCCAAAAAUUAUACGAAGAUUUCGACAAACCGCACAAUGUUUGAAGGAUAUAACAAAUAUCCCUAUUAUAGGUAAAGAAAAAGAGAAUGAGUAUGCAUACUGCUUGAAAAUAUUAACUUGUGAUGAACAGGUACAGGACUGUUUAGAAGUAGGAAAUACUCAUAAAGGUGAGGAAUUACGGCUGAGUAUAAGAUGGUUGAAAGAUGAACAUAGUGAUGUCACACAUGCAAUGAAAACCAUCGAUAAUGAAUCUGCAUCUUGUUCAACGCCAUCAACCAAACAUCCAUUGUUGACGAGUAGACAAACUGCAUCAUCGGCUUUAUUGCAAGAGGACAUGACAGUAUCAGUGGCACAAAAAACUUCCGACAAUGAUUGCAAUAAUCAGUUGGGUGCAAUCACUGCUGAUAUACUGGACAACCAAGAAACUUUGCAAACAAAAGAAGCAUUAUUAAAAGAACUUGAAAAAAAGAAUAAUAUAAUAGAAAGUCUAAAAAAACAAAUUGCUGCAACGGAUCUCAGUUUGCAAAAUAUUACAAAACUGUAUAAAGUGACUAAAAAAAAUUACUUCGAUGAAAAGAAACGUUUAAAGAGACUAUAAGAAUAUCAUUUUAAAAGCCAUGCAGGUGUGUCCGCAACAUUACGACCAGAUCAGAUUAGAGCGUUAAGUAGAAAGUCCACUAAUGAUGUGAAAUGGAGUCUUGCAACUAUAACAGAUGCUUUGGAAUUUAAGUUUAAAUGGGGAAUUCAUGGUUAUGAAGCUUUUGUGAAACGUGUUCCGAUUUAUCCUACUGCACGAAAUUUGCAGAGAAAGUUGCAGCAUAUACAAUUUGAUAGUAAUAUUCUAGAGGAGAUAUUUUAUAUGCUGCAAUGUGAAAUGACAAAAUUACAACCUUACGAAAAAGACUGUGUAAUAGUAAUGGAUGAGAUGGCCAUCAAGGAUGAGAAGGUGUUUGAUCCAAGUAGUAAACAGUUUAUUGGGUCUUGUACUUUUCCUACGCAUUCCGGAAUAGCCAAUAAAAUUUUAGUAUUUCUACUUUAGGUAGGCUUAACAACUCGUUGGAAAUCCACCGUGGCCUAUUACUUUACUAAAUCCACUGACUUAAAAUAUAAGGAAAGCAAUGUAAAUGCAACUGGUUCAGCAUUGAAGAAUAUUGUUCUAAACAUUAUUGAGAAAUCAGAAAACAUUGGUUUACAAGUUCAUGCAAUAGUCAGUGAUAUGGGUACGGAUAAUAGAGCUAUGUGGAAUGCUUUUGAAGUCGGUUGCUCAAGACAUCAUGUCAAUGUUUCUGUUCAACAUCCAAUUAGGGCAGAAGAUAAACUGUUUUUUAUUCCAGACCCUGUUCCCGUUUUUAAAAAUAUUGCUUGUAUGCUAAAUAGCCAUAAAGUUAUUAUUUUGCCCCAUGACAUUUGUCAAUCCGAAAAUCUUAGCUAUCUACAGGUUCACUUGCAACAUUUGGAUAGACUUCUAAACCAUGAGAACAAUUUUGAAUUAAAGAUUGCCUUUAGACUUAUUGAAACUUACUUGCACUGUCAAGAUCAAUAUAAAAAAAUGAAAGUUUCAACUGCACGAUCAGUUUUUAAUAAAAGAACUGAAGCCGCAUUGAAAAUGUUAGCCAAAA